UAACAGCACAGCUAUCGGUAUCGGGUGACGCAUACGAACAAAACAGCUCGCAGACGCAAUAAAAGAAAAAUUUAUAUUAUUGGCCACAUCCAUCUGAUUAGGGAGUGAAAACGCAGACCAGCCAGGAUGAGUUUCUUCGGGAAGAUGUUCGGCGGCAAGAAGGAGGUGGCCCCCACCACCGGCGAGGCGAUACAGAAGCUGCGCGAGACGGAGAACAUGCUGAUCAAGAAGCAGGAGUUCCUCGAGGCAAAGAUCGAGGACGAGCUGAACAUAGCUCGCAAGAAUGCGUCCAAAAACAAAAGAGUGGCCCUACAAGCGCAAAAGAAGAAGCGCCUGGAGAAGCAGCUACAGCAGAUCGAUGGCACCCUGUCCACCAUUGAGAUGCAGCGCGAGGCCCUGGAGAGCGCCAACACGAACACUGCCGUCUUGACUAACAUGAAGAGUGCCGCCGAAGCCCUCAAGCAUGCCCACCAGAACAUGGAUGUGGACAAGGUGCACGACAUGAUGGACGAUAUUGCCGAGCAGCAGGACGUCGCCCGUGAGAUAUCCGAUGCCAUUUCCAACCCGGUGGCAUUUGGGGCCGACCUCGAUGACGAGGACCUCGAGCGGGAACUCGAUGAACUCGAGCAGGAGAACUUUGAUAAGGAAAUCAUUGGUAUUCCUGAGCCGACGCCCACAUUGCCAGAAGCGCCCACAGAAGAUUUGCCAGAGAAGGCCAAGGAGAAGAAGAAGGCGGCGCCCGCCACGACGACUGUAGCUGAUGAUGAUGAUCCAGACAUGAAGCAGUUGCUGUCCUGGUCCAACUAAAUCGAAGCGCUAUCGAAAUCUCCGCACUGUCCUGCAGAUUC
Molecule: messenger RNA, 848 nt
Organism: Drosophila serrata
Lineage: Eukaryota; Metazoa; Arthropoda; Insecta; Diptera; Drosophilidae
Gene: shrb
Product: charged multivesicular body protein shrub
Biological process (GO): late endosome to vacuole transport via multivesicular body sorting pathway; vesicle budding from membrane
Cellular component (GO): cytoplasmic side of plasma membrane; multivesicular body; ESCRT III complex
Source: RefSeq, a predicted model, not a curated record